CCGAACGCCUUGCGGCUUCCGCGCAGGCGCCGUGGCGGGCUCCGGUGCACUGUGGGAUGGAAACCGUAGCGGCGCGUCCUGGCGGGACCGGGCUGUGGCUGCGGGGCGGGCGACGGCGGCGGGGCAGGCGGCGGCCAGGGACCCGGGCUUAGGCUCGGCCGGGUCGGCUGAGGGGCGCGGGCAGCGGAGGCUGCCAUGAAUUCGGCGGUGGUGAGGCGGACGCAGGAGGCGCUGGGGAAGGUGAUCCGGAGGCCGCCGCUGACGGAGAAGCUGCUGAGCAAGCCCCCGUUCCGCUACCUGCACGACAUCAUCACCGAGGUGAUUAGAAUGACUGGUUUCAUGAAGGGCCUCUACACAGACACCGAGAUGAAGUCUGAUAACGUGAAGGAUAAAGAUGCAAAAAUCAGCUUCCUGCAGAAAGCCAUAGACGUGGUUGUAAUGGUUUCAGGAGAGCCACUGUUGGCAAAGCCAGCCCGAAUUGUGGCCGGGCAUGAACCUGAGAGAACAAAUGAGCUGCUCCAGAUAAUUGGAAAAUGCUGUCUCAACAAGCUCUCCAGCGAUGAUGCGGUGCGGAGGGUGUUAGCUGGAGAGAAGGGAGAAGUGAAAGGACGGGCCUCACUGGCCUCAAGAUCUCAGGAACUGGAUAAUAAGAAUGUGCAGGAAGAGUCCAGAGUUCACAAAGAUACAGAGGGUAGAAGAGACUCUGAAAUAAAAGAGAGAAGUACAAGCAGAGAUCAAAAACAGAAAGAAGAAUUGAAAGAAGACAGCAAGCCAAGAGAAAAGGACAAGGGCAAGGAGAAGGCCAAGGAGAAUGGUGGAGACAGACACAGAGAAGGAGAGAGAGAGAGAGCCAGAGCCCGGGCCCGGCCAGAGAGUGAGCGGCAGAAAGACCGCGGCAACCGGGAGCGGGUCCGAGACUCUGAGCACCAGAAGGAGACAGAGAGAAAGAGUGAGGGGGGAAAAGAGAAGGAGAGACUGAGAGACAGGGACCGGGAGCAUGACUGGGACAAGGGGAAGGACAGGGACAGGCGGGGAGUGAAAAAUGGGGAGCACUCCCGGGACCCGGACAGGGAGAAGAACAGAGAGCACAACAAACCUGAGAAAAAGUCAGCAAGCUCAGGGGAGAUGUCUAAAAAGUUGUCAGAUGGAACUUUUAAAGACUCCAAGGCUGAAACAGAGACUCAGAUUUCCACUAGACCAUCCAAGUCAUUGACAACAAAAACCUCCAGGCGGCGGUCCAAAAGCUCAGUGGAAGGAAGAAGGGACCCUAAAGCCAAUGGAAAUAGUCUUUCCCCUGAGAAAGAACAUAACUCUUCCCACUAUAAAGCUAAGAAGGAGCAUACCCUGAAACAGCUCGGAAGAAAGCAGGAUAAUAUUUCAGCUAAAAUUUUAGACUCCGUAGGGUCUGGAAUAAAUGAGCCAAAUCGGGAAACAACAACUUCCGAAAUCGGAACAAAAGAAGCUAAUAUUAACUCAACUAGUAUUUCAGAUGAUAACUCAGCUAGUCUGCGGUGUGAAAAUAUUGAGCCCGAUUCUGCAGUGAAGCAGAAAGGUGACUCCACCAGUGAUGCAGAAGGAGAUGCUGGACCUGCUGGCCAAGAUCAGACUGAGGUGUCAGAGAUUCCAGAAAUUUCUAAUGAGCUUUCAUCCAGCAUCAGAAGAAUUCCUCGGCCUGGGAGUGCAAGACCAGCACCUCCCCGGGUCAAACGGCAAGACAGUGCGGAAGCGUUACCGCUGGAGAGGUCAGGGAGUGGUAAAACCGUCUCAAAUGUGAUUACAGAGUCACACAACUCUGACAACGAAGAGGAUGAUCAGUUUGUGGUGGAAGCUGCCCCUCAGCUCUCUGAAAUGUCAGAAAUUGAAAUGGUAGCAGCAGUCGACCUAGAAGAGGAGAAGCAUGGUGGACUUGUGAAAAAAAUUUUGGAGACUAAGAAAGAUUAUGAGAAACUGCAGCAGUCACUCAAACCUGGGGAGAAGGAGAGAUCUCUCGUCUUUGAGUCGGCGUGGAAGAAGGAGAAGGACAUUGUUUCCAAGGAGAUAGAGAAGCUCCGCAUGUCCGUCCAGACCCUGUGCAAGAGCGCACUUCCCCUGGGGAAGAUCAUGGACUAUAUCCAGGAAGACUCGGACGCCAUGCAGAAUGAGCUGCAGCUGUGGCGCGCCGAGAACAGGCAGCACGCGGAGGCCCUGCAGCAGGAGCAGAGCAUCACAGACUGUGCCGUGGAGCCCUUAAAGGCUGAGCUGGCGGAGCUGGAGCAGCUGAUCAAAGACCAGCAAGACAAGAUCUGCGCGGUGAAGGCCAACGUCCUCAGGAAUGAGGAAAAAAUCCAGAAAAUGGUGUAUAGUAUCAAUUCGACCUCGCGAAGGUGAACACUCAAACGUUAGGGAUGAAAAGUCACCCCAGUUUAAAAGCAAAAAGGAAGACAGAAAAUCGUGACUCUUGAAGUUCCAGUUUGCUGAGGAAAUGAACAGUUUACAAUGUUACUAUCCAACUACUUUUCAGAGCUUUAAAACUGUAAGCACGUUAAGUGCAUUAAAUAAAAACAUAUUCUCUUACCUCCUUCCAGAUGAAAUACUGGCUAGUUAUAAACAGCGCUUCCAAACACCUCUGUGAAAAGCUUUUCUGAAAGCCUGUUCCUUGUGUUUCUGCUGCAUCCUGUUUAGCUCUGUACCAGAACGCUCUAGCAGGUAAGUGGUGUUGGCAUACCAAGGGAACAGUGGUCCUUUAUUUUGGUUUAGUGGAAAGACUUUCAGAGGUCACUGCCGAAUGAAGGAUGACUGUAUACUUUCCGAUAGGCGCUUUAUAAGUAGAAUGAGGCCUGAAAAUGAAUGCAUUAUAUUUUUAGUUAAUUUCCAUUUGAAAGGGCUAAUCUCAGCCUGUCUCCAUGUAAGGUACAAAUCAACUGGAUGGCUUUUGUUUUUUUGACCUCUCUGUAAUUGCAUGUACUUCUCUAUGUAAUUUUCUUCUUGAUCUCUAUUAUCUUUUGCUUGUGUUUCUAGUCCUUAAAGUUCAUCAAUUUACAAAGGAGAUUUCAGUGUGGCUGUCAUGGACAUUAUCUGGAAAUUGUCAUGGGCCACAUCCUGGCAUUUUACCCUGGUGGUCCUCUGACAGGCCAGCACAGCUCCUCUGGAGCCCUUGUCCUCCUUAAGAGGGGCUUGCUCUGGUAGGCGUUGGCAUCAUGCCUUUUCCUUUGCGUCUGUGCACGCCCAAGAGACGGGUAGCUUAGAAAAACUACAUAAGGAAGACGUGAAAGGAUGCACUGAUUUACAACAUUUUUUUGAUGUUAGCCAUUUUUUUUGGAAAUUGUUUUUUAAAUCAAAGAUUUUUUAAAAACACGUAGUUUUUGACUUACAGAUACUGUUGUAAAUACUCAGCAGAGUCUUAAGUUACUGUAUAAAGCAUUUCACUGUGUUUGAAGACAUACAGAUCUUAAGGUCUGGAUCCUAAUACUUUUAUUUCUUGAUAGUGGAGUGCCAUUUAAAUUGUGAGAGUUGCUUGGUUUGUUUCUUUUUUAUUGAGACAGAGUCUCAUUCUGUUGCUCAGGCUGGAGUGCAGUGGCACCAUCUCGGCUCACCGCAACCUCCGCCUCCCGGGUUCAAGCAAUUCUCCUGCCUCAGCCUCUUGAGUAGCUGGGACUACAGGCGUGUGCCACCACACCCGGCUAAUUUUUGUAUUUUUAGUAGAGACGGGGUUUCACCAUGUUGGCCAGGAUGGUCUCGACCUCCAGACCUUGUGAUCCACCCGCCUCGGCCUCCCACAGUGCUGGGAUUACAGGCGUGGCCACCACACCCGGCCAGGUUUUGCUUCUUUAAGGAUUAGCACAAAUGGCACAGUUUGGUUUUUCUUCGUACAGUUUCCAAAAUGAAUUCCGUACUAAGGAAGUUUUGUGAUUUUCUAAGCUGAGUAUGUUCAGAAAGAGCAGAUUAUUAAGAUGUGCCCUUCUGAAAUGUUCGUUUUCUUCUCCUUCCUACAGUGCACCAUAAAAUUCUGUUUGAUCGGAUCAUAUUACAUACAUUUUGGGGGAGCAGAGGGACAUUAGUUAGGUCAUCCUUCAUGUAUUUAUAAUCUCUUUUCUACUGAAUCCAAUGACUUAGCUGUGACCGAGUGGCCCCUGCCUCACUUCAAGUUAAGAUGUCCGCCUUUUAUGAAUUUGUAUAUAUAAAUAGAAUUUGGGGGUUGCAAAGCAUUCAUUGUAUGUAAGUAAAAUUUUUUAUGAAGUCUGUUAAAUUGUAUCAUAAAGUUUAUUUUUCUUUUGUACAUAAAUCAUUUUAAAAAUCACAUCUUUUUCCCAUAAGUGCAUGGACUGUGCAGUUCAGUUCACACAUGGGCAAAUCAGGCAUUUGGGAUUUUUAUUUUCAAACGUGUGUACUUGGUGUUUCUUGUGAAGAAAGUGCAGGGAAAUACACUUGUCAUUCAUAUUGUGACACCAUCUCUUUUCAGUACGAAUUGAAGUCUUACAAGACAGAUAAGCAUUUGACAGAGAUUGUAAGGCGAUUUGUGAAGCUUUAGAAGGUCUCUACCUGUGAUUGUUACUGCAUCUUAUCAUAGACACUAGAUCCUGAUCUUAUUUAAUUUGAGAAAUUUAAUUUUUCUCUUAUUUUGAGAAAAUGCACAAAUGGGAUUAUUUGUCUAUACUUUGGUUUAUAAGUUUUCAGGAAGUACUGGAGCCAUACUUCAGGAAUUUGAAUUUAAAAAUUGAGCUGAUGGUAAUUUAUAUUCAAAGGAAAUGCAUAAUAAACCUUUGGAAGAAAUA
Messenger RNA from Callithrix jacchus (white-tufted-ear marmoset), 4751 nucleotides. It is a transcript of the gene IFT54, whose product is annotated as TRAF3 interacting protein 1. Gene Ontology annotation, molecular function: microtubule binding. Gene Ontology annotation, biological process: cilium assembly; intraciliary transport; regulation of microtubule cytoskeleton organization. The record is from RefSeq and is a predicted model, not a curated record. Gene Ontology annotation, cellular component: ciliary basal body; intraciliary transport particle B; axoneme. NCBI's taxonomy places the organism in Eukaryota, Metazoa, Chordata, Mammalia, Primates, Cebidae.